AUGCCACCAGCUAAUCCCAUUUGGAUUCAUUUCAAUAAACUUGGUCAAGUAUCAGGCUUUCAGCAACCUCGCACACAAUAUUGUAAUUAUGAAAUAAAUGCUGCUGUUGGUAAAUGUGUUGUGUAUUUUAAAAUUUGUUCAAGAGUAAGUAUAACAACUCUCCAAGGGUAUUUUGGUCCAAAUUUUCAACCCAAUGCAAAUCAACGUAAUUCUUGUUUACCAAUAGAACAAAAUAAUGUAAUCACUACAAGACAUUCACAAAAUUCAUCAAUCGAUAAUUUUGUUGAUAGGAUAUCUUUGGUAGAACAAGCUGAAGCUGGAUUAUUAUUUGCUCAAGCAAUUUAUCAAUGUGGACUAUUUUUAUCAUUACCUGAAUUAGAACCAAUUAAAGCUCUCUUCAAAAAACUUCAUCCUUGUUUUAAACUGCCUUCACAAAAAACCUUAUCAACAACAUUGCUUGACCAAGUACAUAACAAUACAAAAAAUGAAGUAGACAAUAUAAUAAGUUCAGCAAAUUAUAUUUGUUUAGUAUCUGAUGGAUGGAUAAAUAUUAUGCAGGAACAUUGGACAAAUUAUUUAAUUACUACACCAAAGCCAAUAUUUUUUUCUGCCCAUCAAACUGGUGAAAUUAGGCAUAUAGGAGAAAAUAUUGCAGCAGAUAUAGAAAACCUCAUAUUACAAAUUGACCAUUCUAAACUUUCAGGAGUCAUUACUGACAAUGCAAGCUCAAUGAAAAAGGCAUGGAAACUUGUGGCCAUUAGAUAUCCAAAUGUGUUUUUUCUUGGCUGUGUAGCUCAUUCUUUAAAUCUGUUAAUUGGUGACAUUAUGAAACUUUCAUGGGCAGAUACUACUAUGAAAAAUAUUAAAAGAACUGUUAAGUAUUUUAAAUCACAUCAAAUUCCAGCUGCAAUUUUGAAGCAAUAUCAACUUUCCAACUAUAACAAGCAAAUUUCACUAAAAUUACCUGUUAAGACACGUUGGGGAUCAUCAGCUGCUUGCCUUAAUUCACUUCAAGUAAACCAACUUGCAAUUGAAUUGACAAUAACAAAAUUAUCACAAAAUCAAGCUCUUGUUAUUGGAAUUUCAAUUUUUGAAUCAGGUACACCUUGUUUAUCUGGAGUUUUAGAUUGGUAUUAUGAUCAAUUAGAAUCAUCAGGUAAUAGGAUUAUAUUAAAGAUAUUUUAUAAAAAAGAUGGAAAAGCAUUUAUUUAUCACCCUAUCAUGGAAGUUGCACAUUUACUUGAUCCAUCAUUUCAUGGCUGCUGUCUUACUUCUAAUUCAAUGCAUAAAAUUUCACAAUUUAUUCAAAAAUUUUAUUCAAAUGAUGCAACAAUUAUUUGGACACAACUCUUGCAUUAUAGGGAAAAAAGUGGAAUUUCUGCAAAUCAACUUGCUUGGAAAACAGUUGGUAAAGUUGUUCCAAUAACUUGGUGGAGUGGGAAUUUCAUUGAUUCUGCACCUGAAUUAACUUAA
Entrophospora candida is the source of this 1473-nucleotide messenger RNA. NCBI's taxonomy places the organism in Eukaryota, Fungi, Glomeromycota, Glomeromycetes, Entrophosporales, Entrophosporaceae. The record is from the annotation of a GenBank genome assembly.